GUUCAAAAAGUAAGUUACCUCGAGAUUGAUCAAACAGAAUUAAAAAAACAAAGAUUCUUUGCAAAUUGAAAAUCAUGUCAAUUUUGAAAAGUUUUCAACAAAUUUUUCAAGUAAAAAAUGUACAGCAUUCAUUUUAUCGGUGUAAUUCGAGGAUGAUGAUGAUGAAAACAAAUGGCCCGGUUCAAAAUCGUAUCGAAACGAAAUUAAAAUCCAAAUUGGAUCCAUCAAAUUUAAUUGUACAAAAUGAAAGUUCCCAGCAUAAUGUACCACGGAAUUCUGAAACACAUUUUCGUGUUUUAAUUGUUUCGAAAAAAUUUGAUGGAUUAAAUGCAUUGCAGAGACAUCGAAAAGUUGUUGAUGUUUUACGUGAAGAAUUCCCCCAAAUACAUGCAUUAGCUAUCGAAGCAUAUACACCAAUACAAUGGGAAAUGGAUUUAAAUGGAAAAUCUGAUUGUCGUUCACCAAAAUGUUUAGGUGGAUCAAAGACGAAGAAAUGAUAAUUUUAUUGAGUUUUCUUUUGUUUUUUUUGUG
Messenger RNA from Dermatophagoides pteronyssinus (European house dust mite), 531 nucleotides. RefSeq names its product DNA-binding transcriptional regulator BolA. The record is from RefSeq and is a predicted model, not a curated record. NCBI's taxonomy places the organism in Eukaryota, Metazoa, Arthropoda, Arachnida, Sarcoptiformes, Pyroglyphidae.